Molecule: messenger RNA, 1987 nt
Organism: Armigeres subalbatus
Lineage: Eukaryota; Metazoa; Arthropoda; Insecta; Diptera; Culicidae
Product: zinc finger protein 41-like
Exons: 2
Coding region: 128-1813 (561 amino acids)
Cellular component (GO): nucleus
Molecular function (GO): DNA-binding transcription factor activity, RNA polymerase II-specific; RNA polymerase II cis-regulatory region sequence-specific DNA binding; zinc ion binding
Source: RefSeq, a predicted model, not a curated record
ACUGUCAAGUUCUAAAACCUGCCCCGGUGGCUGAGCUUCAGAGUUGUUGACGUUGUACUGGAAUGCAAAGUGAAGCGAUUUUCCAACAUUUUGCAGUUUUUUGCCCAAAAAUUGUUCUUUUUAUACGAUGGAGGAAGAGUUUCUUAUAGUGCCGGGCGGUGCACCUGAUUCCUACUGUCGAUUAUGUUUGUCGACGGCCAAUGUCGAACCUUUGCUGGAAGCUACGAACGAAUUUCUGCUGCCGAAGCAAACGUUGGUGCAGCUCAUUAAACGCUACAUGGAAAUUGAUCUUUCGUUUUCGGUUAACAAUCCUUGCGGAAUCUGCAGCACCUGUCGAUUUUUAUUGGAACAGUUCGAGAACUUCCGGGAAAGAUGCCUACGAUGUGACUUUGCUCUCAACGGGAAACAAAGAAACGGCAUCCAGAGCGAGUCGAGUCUACCGUUCCAGUGUAGCGAAUGUCCGAUCAAGUUUCUCUUCAAGUCGGAGUAUGAGAAACACUGGAAAUCGUUUCACGAUCUGCCUCACCAUUGCGAUCGUUGCGAUGCCCGAUUUUCAAUGGUGAGCUUGUUGAAAUUUCAUCAGUUCCGAUAUCAUGGGAAUGCUACCGUGGACAGUCUAAAGGUGAGCUGCUCGCAUUGUCCCAGGGUCUUUGCCGAUGAGAAGCAGCUGCUGUUCCACAUACAAGUACUGCAUGGUCCAGCGCCAAAUGAGAACGAAUCUGACCAUCCAACAAAGAAAACAAAACUGGUAUUCGAUCAGCAGAACGCUCAAAGCAAAAAGCCCUUCGAGUGUGAUGUCUGUAGAAUACAAUAUCACUUUAGUGGAUCUUUAAGGCGUCAUAUGAGCGAUACGCAUGGAAUGAAGUUGGGAGAUUGGGCUGGAACGGGUCGGCGAAGGGGUGCUACUGUUGAUCAAAUUGAAAUACCUCAACCAGAGAUUGCAGUAACAGCUGCUAAUUCGUCUACACCAGUAACUGUUCCUCCUUUUGUAAUUACCAACAUCUCAAAGAAUCCGCGAAUAAAGUCGGAGCUGCCAGAUCCAGUUAGUACUACGAGCGUGGUUGUUUUUCCAGACUACGAUCAAAAACCGUUUAUAGACGAUUUGAGUCAAAUACCCAUUUCUAGGAUUGAUGAAAACCAAUCGAUAGAAGUUCAUCAACACCCAGAGUUAUGUCCAUUGGUUAUCGCUGUUAAACGGUUGGACCCAAAUUUAGUUCCACCGAUUCUAAACUACGAAAUUCCUCUUAAGAGGAUUUUUUACACACAAAAGCAGCAGCCACCUGAACUGGACACUACUGAACAGCUUGACAGGAAUAUUCCAAAGAACUGCCGAUCAUACAAGCGAAAAAAUAGAAAACUGCACAGUACCGGACAGCACGACCACAAUAUUCCGAAAAAGCGAAAAAGAAAUAGGAAAGUUUUCGUUUGUAAGAUUUGCCAGAAACAAUUUUUUCAUGCGAGUUCGCUCAGUGUGCAUAAGCAGUUUGUUCACGAAGGGGUCGCUUACCCGUGCAACGAGUGUGGAAGGCGGUUUGCACUGCGGACUACUCUGGGGCGGCAUCUCUACCAGCACAUGGGCGAGUUACGGUACAAAUGCGACGAAUGCCCGAUGUCGUUCAUCGAGCACUGCAAGUUGAGGGAGCACAAGAAUACAUAUCACGUUCCCGGUGCACCCACUCUGUUUAUACACUUUUGUCCGUACUGUAACCGGGCGUUCACUAAAAAGGCCUCCCUUCAUGGACAUGUGACGUCAAUCCAUCGCGAACAGUACAUGGAAGGUGCGCACCAGCAAGCGGCGUCGACGGAAAUGUGAAUGUACAUCAUUCGCUUUCAAAGUUUGGCGAAAUGCUAUCCAAUGAUUAUAUGUGUAAUAAAUGGAACAAGUUUUAGUUUUAGUAUGAUCAUCGAUCAGGGUGUCGAGUCAAAUUUGAGAAUAAAAUUCCCUGACUUUCCACACCAUUUCUCGAAAAAUUCCAAGUAAGAAAAA